Molecule: messenger RNA, 386 nt
Organism: Clarias gariepinus (North African catfish)
Lineage: Eukaryota; Metazoa; Chordata; Actinopteri; Siluriformes; Clariidae
Gene: cops9
Product: COP9 signalosome subunit 9
Exons: 3
Coding region: 101-274 (57 amino acids)
Biological process (GO): negative regulation of protein neddylation
Source: RefSeq, a predicted model, not a curated record
UUUAGAUGUAACACCACCGGAAGUUGCUGUAUUAGCAUAAUCUGUUGCGAAGCGUUUAAAGCUCUCGAUAGCUCGUUUUUCAAGCAGUCACGACGAAGACAUGAAGCCGGCAGUGGAUGAAAUGUUUCCCGAGGGAGCUGGACCGUAUGUGGAUCUGGAUGAGGCAGGAGGCAGUACUGGACUGCUGAUGGAUUUGGCAGCUAAUGAAAAAGCUGUGCACUCCGAUUUCUUUAACGAUUUUGAAGACCUUUUCGAUGAUGAUGAUAUCCAGUGAUGAAGAUUUGUCUUCUAUCCCGUCUCUCACUUUUUUUUUUUUGUACAGAGUCCAGUUUAUCAUGUUUGGUUUAUUUCGUUGUAAAAUAAACGUUUUGUGGAAAAAGAAAAAA